AUGGCGGCCGACGUCUUCGCGCGGGCCGGCCGGUUCCGCCUGUGGGCGCCGCCGCCUCGGCCGCCUUCUUUGCCUUCCUCGUCCCUCUCGCGGCGGGCGGCGGCGGCGGCCCUGGGCCAGGACUCGUCGUCGUCGUCGUCCGAGGACAUGCAGAUGGAUCGCCAGGUGAAACCAAACCUUGAAGAAGCUCUCUUUCUCUGUGUAUGUGGGAUUGCUGAGGUGGCAGAGCUGACUUUAAACCUUGUAUUGAGCUCUGUUUACUUUGAAUGUUUUAUUAUAUAUUUAAAACUUGACGCUUUUGUGUUCUGUUGCAGUGGCAAGUUGGUCUCGCCCAAGUGGAAGAAUUUCAAAGGCCUGAAGCUUCAGUGCAGGGACAAGAUUCGGCUCAACAACGCCAUCUGGAGGGCCUGGUACAUCCAAUAUUUGGAAAAGCGGAAGAACCCUGUGUGCCAUUUUGUGACUCCCUUGGACGGUUCCGUGGAAGUUGAUGAGCACCGGCGCCCCGAGGCUAUUGCAACAGAAGGGAAGUAUUGGAAGCGGCGGAUAGAAAUAGUAAUACGAGAGUAUCACAAGUGGAGAACCUACUUCAAAAAAAGGUUGCAGAAACACAAAGAUGAAGACCUUUCCAGCUUGGUCCGGGAUGAUGACAUACUCCUCUUGCAUCAUGAGACCUACGGCCAAGAGAAGCCAGUCCCCAUGGAACUGGACUCCCUCUUUAGCACGGACAUGCUUAUGCUGGAGCUACCAGACACCCUCUUCUCCACACUGUCUUCUCACCUGCCGGCCGGCUCACAUCCCAAGGAAACAGCACACUUAGGGAAUGCCGAUAUGAUUCAGCCAGGGCUUAGUCCUCUGCAGCCAAACUGCAUGGAUACCUGUGAACUUUUUCAAGAACUUUUCAUGUCCAAUCGUCCCAGUAAUUACUUUGGUGCCACUCCGACUGCCGGUUCUGCCAUGGUGGACGCCUGCAAUCAGUCUUCCCAGACCUCGGACCUCUCUUCAGGUUCUCUGUCCAACCCACUCACCCCGAUGAACCUCCGAGAAGGGCUCGUCACCUCCCCGGUGCCUGCCCCCCUCCUGCCCAACGUGGCGGACGUUGUCGCUGACCAGUGCCUCGGCCUGAGGAGCGGGGACUCCUUCUUGGAUUCGGCCGGCUUCCCUUCCGAACCAUCUCUGAGCGGACAGCCUCAGUUCCUGCCUCCUUUCCCAGAUCUGGGGGCCCUCCUUCAGCCUCCUCUGGCCUCCCCGUUGCAGCAGGCAGCGCUGCCUCUGAGCAGCGGCGGGAUGGCCUCCCUCUUCGCCCCCGCCGAGCUGUGCAAAUCCUCCGUCAUCACCCACACCGCCUCCGCCACCCUGACGCGGAACGUCCCCGCCACCACCUUCAGCCACGGGCAGGCUGGCCUCCUGGUGAACCAGCCGCCGCCGGGGAUGGGAGGAGUGCCUUGCAACCUCACCCUCCAGACCGCCGUCACGCCGCGGCAGCCCCUCCUGCAGCCCCUGCCCAACUUUUCAGUCUCUGCGGCCAGUGCCGGGAUGAGGCCCAAGAAGCCGCAAAAGAUUGUGCCUGCUCCAAAGCCAGAAACAGUUUCCUUGGUGUUGAAAAAUGCGUUUAUCACCCCAGCGGCCUUUCAGGGACAGCCUAGAGCCGUGAUUGUAACUCCAUCGCCCAUGAAAAGAGAAGGGGUCUUGGCUCCUAGGAUGUCCCAGCCGAAUGUCGUCAUUGCACCAUCGGGAAUGGCCAGAGUGUCUCAAGGGCCAGAAUUCCACAGCGGUAUUCUGCUCAGUCCAGGUCAGCCGUCUCCAAGCCCCCAGCCAAUCCCAGCCGCGGUGCCGCACCUUUUUUCUCCUAGCGCCAUCCGGGAAGUGUUAGUGAAAGGCGAGCAAGCCCUUCCCCACAAAAUCAGCACGCACGGCCUCUCGCCUUCACCCAGCAGGGAUUGUCAGCCCUCAGGACAAGCUUCGCCGUGCCCUUCCGAGCAGAGCCCCAGCCCUCAGUCCCCUCAAAACAGUUUCUCAGGGAAGCCGCUGAAUGACCCUCAAAUGGCUGCUUUCAAGAAUCGCAGGAUGAAGCAUAUUUCGGCAGAACAGAAGCGUCGGUUUAACAUCAAGAUUGGCUUCAGCACACUCAGCACCUUGGUGUCACUGAACUCUAAAUCAAUCAGCCAUGCCCUCACACUCCAGAAGACGGUGGAGUACAUCGCCAAGUUGCAACAGGAGAGAUCUCAGAUGCAGGAAGAAGCCAGGCGCCUCCGGGAAGAAAUUGAGGAGCUGAACGCCAACAUCAUCUCCUGUCAACAGCAGCUCCCGGCCACGGGGGUUCCCAUCACACGGCAGAGGUUUGAUCACAUGCGGAACAUGUUUGAUGAAUAUGUCAGAAACAGGACUUUGCAGAAUUGGAAGUUUUGGAUCUUCAGCAUCAUCAUCAAUCCCUUGUUUGAAACAUUCAAUGGGAUGGUGUCCACAACCAGCUUAGAGGAACUGAACCAGACGGCGUUGGCGUGGGUGGACCAGCAUUGCUCCUUACUAGUCCUGAGGCCAAUGGUUUUGAACACUCUUCGGCACUUGAGCAUCACCACCUCCAUUCUCUCCGACCCAUCCCGCUUGCCAGAACAAGCCACCGAGGCCGUGAGUAAGCUUAACAAAACAGCUGGAGAAACCUAACCAAAGACACCCGGCGGGCGGACCUUUCUCAAGCCACAGCGAACAUCCGAGCCAAGCCUUACAAAGACUUUUUUAAAAAAACACCUCCUUGCGGUUGAUUCCUUUUCCAGCACAUGCAGGACCUCGGCAUCAAGAAGAGAUGAUUGGAUGGGGAGUGGGGAGGGGACGAGCAAAGAUGCCAAGGGGACAGUCUGUUGAUAGUGUGCUUGGGUUUGGUCAAAUAAGAAAACUGACUCAGGUAAAUAAGUGGGGUGAUAAACCUGCACCCAGCAAUAGACACACUCCUUCAAUGCAACAUAUCAAAAUA
This is a messenger RNA of Pogona vitticeps (central bearded dragon), 2968 nucleotides long. The record is from RefSeq and is a predicted model, not a curated record. NCBI's taxonomy places the organism in Eukaryota, Metazoa, Chordata, Lepidosauria, Squamata, Agamidae.